Dichomitus squalens LYAD-421 SS1 is the source of this 1599-nucleotide messenger RNA. RefSeq names its product FAD/NAD(P)-binding domain-containing protein. The transcript is spliced from 9 exons. NCBI's taxonomy places the organism in Eukaryota, Fungi, Basidiomycota, Agaricomycetes, Polyporales, Polyporaceae. The record is from RefSeq and is a predicted model, not a curated record. The coding region runs from base 1 to 1599 and encodes 532 amino acids. Gene Ontology annotation, molecular function: oxidoreductase activity.
AUGAAAGUUGCUGUGGUUGGUUCAGGCGUAUCUGGCCUCGGCGCAACAUGGCUCCUGAACGAAUACACCGUCCAUGAGGUUCAUCUAUUCGAAGCGGACUCCCGUCUAGGCGGCCACGCGAACACAGUCAUCUUCGACCGGCCAGGGAAGAAGCCGACUGACGUGGAUACCUCAAACGUCACGAAGAUUGUCUUCAACCCCAGCACUUACCCAAACUUCAUCAACUUCCUCAACAUAUUCCCGGACUUAGCAGAACGCAUUAUCAAGACAGAGAUGACCUUCUCCGUCUCCCGCGACAUGGGGUUCUUUGAAUGGGCCGGAGAUAACCUCCUGACUAUCUUCUGCCAGCCGUCGCGUCUCCUUGACUUGCAAAUGUGGCGGUUGAUAUACGACGUGCUACGCUUCAACGUCAGCGCACAGAGGUUUAUUAUCGAACUUGAGAGCAAGACUUCAGCAGAUGAAGAGAUUUCUAUUGGGACGUACCUCCAGCGCCAUGGAUACUCGGACUCGUUCCGGGACAACUACCUCAUUCCUAUGACCGCUGCUAUCUGGAGCACUCCGCCAGACAAAUGCGCUCUCGACUUCCCAGCGAAGACACUGAUACAAUUUAUGCUGAACCAUCAUCUUCUACAGAUCACAGGAAAACCAAAGUGGCUCACGCUUCGCGGCGGCAGGCAAGUAGGCUUGAUGAGCCAAUUUAUCAUCUCCCGACUGUCACCGUCUCGGCUGCAUCUCUCAACUCCUAUCAAGGCGCUGAGGUCGGCACCUCUCUCCGACCAUGCUUCCCAACCUCAUCGUGUGGAACUCACCACGGCGUCUGGAGAGAAGAUGUUGUUCGACCACGUUAUCUUAGCAUGUCAUACGGACACGACCGUAGAAAUACUCAAGGAGGGCGGUGGGAUGACCUCUGAGGAGACUCGUAUAUUGGAGUCGUUCAAGUGGAACAGGAAUGAGGCUGUACUACAUUGCGACGAGCAGCUCAUGCCAAAGGCUCGCAUUGCCUGGUCAUGUUGGAACUAUCUGACCAAGUCCGUUACCGACAAGGCCGGAAACUACCUUCCGAACAUCAAUCAGGUUUCUUUGCUAGACUGGAUGAAUGCACUUCAGCACCUUUCGAUGAAAGACCACGGCCCGGUGCUCGUAACGCUCAACCCGCCAUUCGACCCUAAGCCGUCCCUCACAUUCGGCCGGUACAAGUACGACCACCCCAUCCUCAGCGAGAAGGCCAUCCGAGCGCAGUCCCUCCUUCCAAGCAUUCAAGGCACCCGGGGGAUCUCCUACGCCGGUGCUUGGACGAAAUAUGGCUUCCAUGAAGACGGCUUCACCUCCGGACUGCGCGCUGCCGCUGCCGUCGCGGGGCCUUCCGCCAAGCUACCCUUCGAGAUCGUGCCCGCCGAUCGUCAGCCAGACCGGAACGUGCUGCGGCUGGCACGGGCGUUUGACUUCUUCGAAAGCUCGGGAGCGGCGUGGCUUCUUGGAAGCCUCUUUGUCUUCGUCUUGGCUCUCUUGAGGCGUACGGUGGAGGGACUGGGUGUCAAUCUCAGGCACCUGGAACAGACGCACGAGACGGCUGAGAAGGCUAAGGCGAAGGACGAAUAA